UUGUUUUAGUGUUGUUGUUGCUGGUCAGGAGCAGUACUGACACUGUUGUGGCUGCCAACGUUCCCUAUUUCCCGGCUUCCUGGCUUAUUUUAAGGUUCCUCUAGUGAGAUCCACUGACCUUCCAGCAAAGUCCUGCAGUGAAUCCAGCUGAUCUUCCAGCAAAGUACUGUACUCCAAUGCGAUCAGCUGAUACUCCAGAAGAGUCCUCGAGUGAGAUGGGUUCUCAAGGCAGUAAUGCACUUAUGGAAUGUGAAGGCUGUAACAAUGCGUUUGACCAAGAAGAGCGGCAGCCACGCAUUCUACCAUGUGGCCACACCUUCUGCACUAGUUGUAUUGGUGCUAUUUUGAAGGAUUGCAAAGUUUUUUGUCUCAGCUGUCACGUCGAACACCAUGCUGAGUCUGUGGAGCAGUUCCCUCCUAAUUGUGACUUGGAAUCAAUUAUGAGAGCAUCAAUGAUGGAUGUUGACACCACUCCACCACUUACAGCAACUUCAGUCAAUCCACCAGCAUUGGCUGCAGGAAUAGCAGAAUUAGGCCAAGGUCAACAGCAAGGUUUAAGCAAAGAGUUAGUAGAAAAGAAAAUGGAAAAAAUGAAAGCCAUAGCAAAUGUCCAAGUAAGAGUACAAGCCACAUUAAAUGGUCUGGAUCAGUAUGCAAUGCAGAUAGCAAAAAUGAAGGAUGAACAUAUGAAACUAAUGACCCUGCUUGAGGGUCUUUCAACAUUCCACCAAGAAAGGAUACAGUUGCUUGAGGAAGAUGAUGCUCGCCUUACUGAAUUACAAGCAUAUCUUGAAGACCUAAGGAAUAAUUUAAAUGAAUAAAUAAAACUCUUAACAUAUCCAGGUAUUGGAUGAUAUACUGAUAGAGUACAGUAGUUGUAUAUUUAUCUUGAGUUUAGUUUUUGUAUACUGUUAGGCCCCCAAAUUCACAUGGGAUGACAGUCAUAAAGUUUUUGCGAAUGUAAAAUUUGUGAAGUGUAAAAUUGUCUACAUGAUUUUGUUUCAGAUUUGAGUUUAUUUUAUGUUUUGGUGGCUAUUCUCUUUUAAUAUCACUAAUCUGGUUAAUAUUGACAUUCAUGAGAAAGAAUGACCAGAAAAGAAACUAAACACUUUGCAGAGAACAGAGUUAUAGAGGCAUUUUGCCUGUAAGUAGGAGUGCAGUCAUGGUGUGAGAGGGGGCACCUCGGGAGGACUAUUGGUCCUUGUGUGCACACUGUUGAUGACUUGUUUGUAAAAGAAGUUGGGCCAAAGGUUUGUAUAUACUAUAAGCAUUUUUAUUCCAUUAGUUUGUGUUUUAUUUACAGAUCAGAGCAGUUGCCAGGCAUCUUUGUUGUGUUUUGACCAUUUCCAUGAUGACUAGCUGGGCAUCUUUCUAGGAUAUAAGGUGUGCUGUGCUGUUUUGCCCUUAUGUAUGAUGCAAGCAUUGUUUGUGUUGCGAAUCCUGCAUGCCUAUUGGCCUUGGUGGCUCAUAACACCAGUAAUACCUAUACUAUCGUACCGCAUCAAACUUCUAUUUUUAAUAAUUUUUUAUAUCGUUUCAACAACAAAAAAAUAGAAAUUUGCUUAUAAAUAUAUUGAAAACAACAUACAACAGAUUUUUCCUGUAAUAUAUUUGUCAUUUGCAAAUUAUUUUAACAUAAGGUUGAUGAAGUCACAUCUGGCAUUGAGCAUCUGGGGGAUUGCAGCUCUGCAGCUCCUAUGGAUGAGCUGCCACUGCCUAUUGGUGUUCCUGAUGUCUGGUCUAUAGGCUGCAGGUCUCUCCCAUAUAUUAGUACUUACAGCUACCAUUGCAUAUUAUGUAAACACCUGCAUUACUGAGGUCCAGAUGCUUUGUUCCUAGUCAGGUCUUUGAUGGUGUUCAGUGUAAUGGUCACAUUUCUCUCUCUUGGAGAGGAUGGGUGUAUUAUACCUGCUAUUUGGCCUGUAGAAAAGAUGAAACUUCUGUUUAUGUUGUUCACUGGUUGUGGUGGAGUGAAGAUUUUGUGUGCUCAGUCCCUGCAGCUACAGACAAAUUGUUGAUAAAUUAGAUACAUGUGCAACACUUGGGUAUCUUUAAUGAGGAAACGUUUUGCCACACAGUGGCUUCAUCAAUCCAUACAAAGGAGAAUUGUGAAGAACAGGAGGAGUUUGAAGUAAUCAGUCCCUCAGCCUUGAGUCGAUGGAAUCAGUCCAUCAAUCUUGAAAAAAUUGAUAGGCAGAUGAUGAGGUGCAGCAGUCGUAGGUGGUAACACACUUGUCCAAUGUGGAAGUAGGUCAUGCCCAAGGGUGAAGAAUUCCCAAGUAUUAAGAUCCCAAGAAGUUGCAGUGUCAGACAGGAUUGCAGAUGAAUGGUUCAGAGAACCGACAAGUUGAUAAAUUAGACACGUGUGUAACACUUGAGUAUCUUUAAUGAGGAAACGUUUUGCCAAACAGUGGCUUGCAAAUUGUGUCCAUUUUUUUUUUCCCACUAGUCAGCUUUACACCAUUAUUCUCCAAUGACCAGAAAGAAAAGGUUUAAGCAUGGGAAAGCUAGUGAGCACAUUUUGAAUACUGUAUUUAGUUUCCAAUUUAAGGGUCAUGCACCAUGCCUGAAAAAAAUAAGUACCAUGAGAAACCCCAUCGAUAAUAAAAUUUAUUCACAAAUUGCUCACCAUUAAAACAGAUAAUUCUUUUUCAUGAAUUGUUAACCUCACUAAUUUGGGGACUGAAUACAGUAGACCGUAGACUUCACAUCAUAACUCUUGAUGAUCCCAGUGAAUAAUGAGUCUCUCUACUACCAUAGAAAAGUUUGUUAGAUGAAGGACUAUGUCUUUUAUCCACCUCAUUUCAUCAUUAUUAAUGUAUUAUCAUAAAGUACUAAAUCCAUGGGGAUCAUACAGUUUGAUCCAAGCAAGGGAAGGAUAGCUCCUUAAAUAGUCAAUUCCAUUUCAGUAUGAUGUGUUAAUAACAAGGCGUGGAUGUUAUAUAUCCACACUACUUCACAAAUAUAAUGAUUGACUUUCUUGGAACAGUCAGUUUAAAUGAUUAUGUGAACUGUGCACUGUUCCAUUCCUUCCACACUCUUGAGGUCACUAUGAAUUCUGAGAAUGCACAUACCUUUGCAGUACAAUUAUAAUAGUGUACAAUUUGCACUCAGUCAUUUAUAUCACAAACAGUAACCCUGUGAAACUUCCUUUAAAAGCUUUUCCAUUGUAUACAUUUAGCCUCAUUCAGAAGCUGUUGCUUUCUAUUGUCUUUUAAUGAACAGACCUAGUUAUAUACCUUUCAUCCUUCAUCAUUCAUAUCUCCAGCUUUAACCCAAUUAAAAAUUAGUACUGUAUAAAGGAACAUUGAUAAUCGAACCCGGAGUAAUUGCUGGAUUUCAGAUUUUUUACAAUACGUAUUUAAAGACUUCCAGCAAGCGUGCGUGAGCGUGUUAGAUAGGAGUGAAUGGAGACGAAUGGUACUUGGGACCUGACAAUCUGUUGGAGUGUGAGCAGGGUAAUAUUUAGUGAAGGGAUUCAGGGAAACCGGUUAUUUUCGUAUAGUCGGACUUGAGUCCUGGAAGUGGGAAGUACAAUGCCUGCACUCUAAAGGAGGGGUUUGGGAUAUUGGCAGUUUGGAGGGAUAUGUUGUGUAUCUUUAUAUGUGUAUGCUUCUAAACUGUUGUAUUCUGAGCACCUCUGCAAAAACAGUGAUAAUGUGUGAGUGUGGUGAAAGUGUUGAAUGAUGAUGAAAGUAUUUUCUUUUUGUGGAUUUUCUUUCUUUUUUGGGUCACCCAGCCUCGGUGGGAGACGGCCGACUUGUUGAAAAAAAAAAAAAAAAUUUAAAACUAAGUGUAUAGAGGACUAGAAUGCUUGACAAACUUUGCAUAACUUUACUGUCAUAUAUAUGUAUUAUCUGUAUCCAGGAUAUUAUUUAUUAAUGGGAUACUAAACUGACCAGUAGAUGAAUAAGACAGUUUCCAAUGCUGAGAAUAAUACUGGAGAUGGUGGACAUGAAGUAGUAAUUUAAGGUGAUCAGUCCCCAGCUUUGAAAGGUGUUCAGUCCAACAGGCUUGAUGACUCAGCCAUCUCUGUCGAGUAUAAUUUUGCGUAUUCUCUAUCAUAAUUUUGUGUAAAAGUUGCAUAUGGAGGUCCAUUUGCAGACUUAAUGUUUCCUCCUUCCUCAACAGAAAUCAUCCAUUUUUGCAUUGCUGUACUCCAGAAAUAAUACUGUACUAAUGUUUGUGUCUGAAAUAUUGUACUGUAUCCCAAACUCAUAAUUGAAGUAUAAUUGUCUGUUUUAUGAUGCAUCAUUUGAAAUGAAUUUAGUGUAUUUGGGGUGAAUCAUUUGCCAUUGCCUGGAAUAUUUUCAAAUUUUUUUCCAAGGCAUGACACAAAUCUUUUCUCUCCAAACUCUAGUAUUCCUCUAUUACUGUACCAGAUCAUAUCCAGUUUUCUCUUGUUAGAUUUAUCUGUCUUUGCUGUAGGCAGACACACUUUGCUUUAUGUACUGAUACCAGUUUGCUUUUUUGUCAAGUGAUCUUCCCUCAACACCUGUGCCUUUCUCCCCUCGCUUCCCAAUCUCUCUCCCUUCAGCUGUGCAGCGAUGUAUGAUCCUUAUGGGUUUCCCCUCUUUCCUUGAAUAUAAUAUUGUAGUCUGGUAGAUCCUUAUCUGGUGGUGUUGAAGAAUCGAGUACUUCCACCUUUUCCUGGUGGCCUUGUACUAGAUGAUGGGUUUGAUUAUCUUAGUUGAAAUUGAAUGUCUAAACAUUUUUGUGAGAGCAAGUUUUCUUCAUAUUCCUCAGGCAUUAUGUAUUUUGUAAACAUUGAGUAUUAGGCCCUGGUAGCAGUUUUAAUUAGAUUUGAAAUCUGUAAUGGAGUUGUUAUUUUUGACAUUCUAACAGUGCUUAUAAUCCUAAGUUACUGUGCUUUACAUUUUACAUGUCCAUGCAUUCUGCUCAGAUAAUACACUGUAUGUAUAUAAAAUUCUAAAUGGACAAAAUAAACCUUAAACUCUGUUUAAGAAUUUGUUUAGCCCCCAAAUGUUGAAAGCAGUUGUGUUGUUAACGACACAAUUCUUGAAGUGUGAACUAGAUUUUGAUGUUCAUCUAGGAGUUUGGUCUGCAGUACUCCCAUGGAAGAGAUUUUACUCCUCAACAUCUUGCUGAAUCCAUAAUUACACCAAAUAAAUUUUGUAAGUGUAGGAGUUUGCUGCAUCUUCACAAUGUUUUAUAUAUGCAGUCCUCAGAUGUACUGAUAUGGAAGGAAUUUUAUGCCUUUUAGCUCUUGCAUGAACUGAGUUUUAUAGUAUCUAGGAUUUGCACAUAAGCUAUUUCCAUUUAAUUAAUUCUGCCUCAGUGGAAGACAGCCAGUGUGUUAAUAAAAAAAUCUAAUGUAAAUUUUAAACCACUAGAUUUCUCGUAUACAGUGGACCCCCGGUUCGUGAAGACAUCGGUAUCCGAUAAAUCCGGUAUCCGAAGUAUUAUAUCGCAAAAAAUUUGCCUCGGUUCCCGUUACAAAACCUGGUAUGCAAUACGAUUCGUACGAGACGUGUCCAGUGUUUACAAGCCAGCCAGUGUGCGCGCAUCUAAGGAUACAUUCGGUACAUUCUAUAUUAUCCAUAUUAUCACAGUUUUUGGUGCUUUUUUCUGCAAAAUAAGUCACCAUGGGCCCCAAGAAAGCUUCUAGUGCCAACCCAUCGAGACCAAAGGUGCUAAUGACUAUUGAAAUUAAGGAAAUGUGUGCAAAGUGGCUUGAAGUGCAAACCUUUUUUGAUGAAAAUCACCCUGACACAGCUACUGCAAGCUGUGUUGGCAACCUGUACACUGACAAUGUUGUGAACCACUUUAGGAAAGCCAUAAAAGAACAAGAGGUACAGGCCUCUAUGGACAGAUAUGUUGUGCGACAGAAGUCCAGUGACGCAAGCUGGUCCUAGUGGCAUUAAAAGAAGAAGGGAAGUAACCCCGGAAAAGGACUUGCUACCUCAAGUCCUAAUGGAGGGGGAUUCCCCUUCUAAACAUUAAAAACUUCGACACUCUCCCCUCCUCCCAUCCCAUCAAUCAUCACCAGAUCUUCAUUAAAGGUAAGUGUCAAUUAUUCUAUUGUGAUUAUUCUAUUGUUAUUGUAAUUAUUAUAUUACAUUAAACUUAAUAUAUCAUGUGGUAAAAGUUUUUUUUUUUUCAUACUUUUGGGUGUCUUGCACGGAUUAAUUUGAUUUCCAUUAUUUCUUAUGGGGAAAAUUGAUUCGCUUUCCGAUAAUUUUGGUUUACGAUGAGCUCUCAGGAACGGAUUAAUAUCGCGAACCGGGGGUCCACUGUAUUCAUAUGGAAUAAAAAUGAUAGUGUGAGGUCACAGAUAUAUCCCAGGUAUACCUGCAUGGAUUAACAUUAACACUGCAAGGCCUCCGAUGUACAGUGAAAGUUUGAUUUAGCAGACUAUUAGGGGCAAGAGGGUAUCCUGUAAUGUUGGUUGUGCAUUAAACCUGAAUAAUUGAUUACCUUGUUUUACCAUGAUUACAACAAUAAUGGGCAAUUCUGGAAGUAACUGAUUUUAUCCAUUUCCAGAUUUUGUUCAGACAAAUUUUGCCCAUUAAAUUGAGCUUUCACUGUACCAACAUGGAAUGAAAUUUGCAUUGAGUGAUCUCUGAUGCACCAACAUAGAAUAAGGAUGACUGAGAGAUCUAACAUAUACAACCAUGGAAUGAAAUUGGGUAUAAAAUGAAUAACAUUUUAUUGAUUUAUAUAUGUAAUGGUACAGAAAUA
Messenger RNA from Cherax quadricarinatus, 6702 nucleotides. RefSeq lists its product as uncharacterized. NCBI's taxonomy places the organism in Eukaryota, Metazoa, Arthropoda, Malacostraca, Decapoda, Parastacidae. Gene Ontology annotation, molecular function: metal ion binding; ubiquitin protein ligase activity. Gene Ontology annotation, biological process: protein ubiquitination. The record is from RefSeq and is a predicted model, not a curated record.